AUAUCUGAUUGAAAUUAUGAGACAAACUGAGGAAUCGUUCCUUCUAAAAAAGAAAAAUAAAUAAAGUAAGAAUCGCUGAAAUUGGACUUGUCCGAAGAAGAAAAAAGAGGCAACACAAUCGGGUAGUUGAAUACAACACCGGCCCGAUCACCUCACUGCCAUUGGAGUAUAAUACAACAGAGAACCCUAGGUUCUGUAGAACCCAGAUGAUGAUGAUGAUGAUGAUAAAGAGCUUGAUUUAUAAUUAACACAAGAAUCAUAUUCCCCAUUAAAAUGGAGAAAGCAGAGGAGCAAGAUACUUGGGGCACAUGGGAAGAACUCUUACUAGCAUUCGCUGUCAAACGUUACGGCACCUCGUCCUGGGACUCCGUUUGUUUGGAGAUGAAGAAACGCUGUUCCUCCUUGACUUGUCUCACUCCUCUUCACUGUAUGUUAAGGUUCGAUCAUCUCAAGUCCCGUUACGCGGAUAACACUACUGAUCACUCCUUUGUGCCGUGGCUUGAUGAUUUGAGGAAUCGUCGAAUCGCGGAGCUUAAGGCUCAAUUGGAACGUUAUGAUCUCUCCAUUCUGUCCUUGCAUUCGAAGGUCAAGAGAUUGAGGGAGGAGGGGGAAGAGAGUUUUAGAGGUUGUGUUGAGAAAUUGGGUUCCAAGGAUGGAUCGAGUGAGGUUAAAUUGGAGGAGUUUUUGCCGGAGAAGGUGAUUGAGGAAGUGGUUGGUGGUAAAGAUGAAAACUUGGAGACCUGCGAGGUGAAACCAGAAAAUGAUGUGAUUCGGGCUGAGUCGUGUAAUGGGAGCACGGAUAGUAUUAGUAAAGAGACGGGAAAGGUGACGGUGGUGAAGGUAGAAGCAGAGGUUGCAGUGAAUGAAUUGGCUGAGGUGUGUAAGACGGUGGCUGAAUCGAAGAAAUUAGGGGUAAUAGAGAGUUCGGAUGUGCUGAGUACUACAAGUAGAUUGAGGAAGGAGGAGAUUGAGAAGUUGCAGUUUGGUAGCUGUGUGGGUGCUGGGCGUGAGAAUGAGUCACAGCUAUUGAAAGAAAUGUCUAGCGUAUCACAGCCUCUUAUUGAAAUCCUUGAAAUUUUGAAGUCUUACAAGCUUGGCCUGGUGUCCGAGAGGUUGCUUGAUUCCCAGGAAACCUCAAACUAUAGGAACUUGAUUCGACAACAUAUCGAUAUAAAGUCGGUGUAUCAAAAUGUAGUAGGUGGUUCUUAUUCAGACUCCGAGCAUAAGUUCUUUCGAGAUUUGCUGCUGCUUGUUAACAAUGCCAUUCUCUUCUUUGAAAAGAAUAUCUCAGAAUCUAAUGCUGCCACUGAGCUUAGACAGCAUAUUUCAGAAAAGUUGGUUCAGAGAAAUUUCAAGGCAGAUCUCACUGCUGGCAAGCAGACAUCAGUACCACCAAGAUCAUUGCUAUCCGAAAUAGCUCGGGAACCAUCUGAUUCUUGGCAAUUAAAAUCGGGGAUAGAAGGAAUAACCAGGGUGUCCCGCAAGCGCAGUUCUUUUGCUUCAAGAGGUUCUAUCUCAUCCUCUUCAGGAUCAGAUAGAAGGAGCUUGCAAGCAGCAGCAGCCAUGCCCAAACCAGUUGUGGAAUCUAAACAGAGUACUAAGUUCCCUGCUGCCGACAAACAUCGUCAAAUCACCAAGAGGACCACAAAUGGAUCGGCUUUGAACUCCAUAAGCCCCAAGAAAAAUGGAAAAGACCUGGCCACCACUCCUUGUGAUGAAGAUCCAGUGGUGAUUAUUUCCGAUCAAACCCGAGGGAAAUUGGGAUCUCCUACCGAGCCAUCACAGUCUAAAGGUGAGAAGAACGUUGCUUCAACAGGAAUGGCAAGAAGUGCUGCUAACUUCUUAGAUAGGUUGAAUAAAUCCUCACCUCCAAACAAUGAGCCAUGUACUGAUGUAUUGGAAAAUUCAAUGUGUAGUCCUCAUCAAGGAGGAGGAAAAUCAAAGCAGAAAGGAAAUCGCGGUAGUAAGGGUGGUAGCAAGAAGGAAAAGGCGAAGAGGAGCUCCGGAGGGAAGCUACUGAAUGAGGAGAGCAGCUUGACAAGACGACAGCUUGGACGGCCACCAAAAAGAGCUGCAGCACCCACUCCAGGAUUGGCAGGAUCCGGAAAGUGUAAUAGGGCAAUAGAAGACAUUGAUGCUGAGACACCUAAACAAUCAAAGAAAAGAUCAAGGAAGUGACAAGGAUUCCAUUAUUCUCCUUUUUUGUUUGAUGAAGAUUGUCCUUGCUGCAGAACUUCUGACAUGGUAUUACUUAAUGUUCCUCGUCAAACUGCCACCUUUCAGUAUUGUUGUAUAUAAUUCACGUUGGAUGGUUUUUCGCAUCUGAGCACAUCUUUGUUGAGCUCUACCCAAGGCCAACUUAUUCUGUGAGACUACAAUAGAUUCUUACUUCCAGUUUAGUUACUAA
This is a messenger RNA of Daucus carota subsp. sativus, 2407 nucleotides long. RefSeq lists its product as uncharacterized. The transcript is spliced from 3 exons. NCBI's taxonomy places the organism in Eukaryota, Viridiplantae, Streptophyta, Magnoliopsida, Apiales, Apiaceae. The record is from RefSeq and is a predicted model, not a curated record. Gene Ontology annotation, molecular function: protein binding. Bases 274 to 2178 code for a protein of 634 amino acids.